UCAAAAUGGCGGACAGAUUGGAAUGAUCUGAGCUGCGUCUUCAAUAAACAUUUCCUUUCAAAUAGGACCUCCUCUUUGACCAUUAUUAUAGUGUUUGAAAUGAGUAGUCAAGUGCAAGAAGAAGUUGAAAAGCUAAAAGAGCUAUAUAAAACAAGCUCAAGAGCUUUAGAGAACUGGCCAAAAAGUGAUCAUGUAUCAAGUUGUGAUGAUAAAGCCUUUGUUGAAUUGCUGGAAGAAUUAACAGAUUUGGAAUUAGAAGCUGCUGUCCAUGGACUGCAAAGACAAAUCGAGGUUGAACUUCUUCUGGUCAAGAAUCUGGAACGUUUGAGAAUAAUAAAUAGUGGUGAGUGUCCAGAUACAAAUUCCAAGCUAAUCUCAAGUCAAACAAAAGUAGCAAGACUCAGGAGUAGACUGUUGCGCUGUCUUAGCAAGCAAUUGAACAACCAGGGACACAAGGAAAGUGUCCUUCCUCCUUGGCACAGUAAAAUUGGAAAUGAAGAGGUAACCACUGCUACAACUGCUGAAACCCAAAAUGAUACAACGACAGGGGGGCCUGGAGAUGUAAGAGAUGGUUCAGCUGAGAUUGGAAUUGCUGCCGACCAGCCUACCGAUUCAGGAGAAGACAACCAGUUGUACAAAUCUGGCUCAACAACUAGUGGAAGCAGUGAACAUUCUGAAGUAGAAGGAGUUUCUUUUAACAAAACAGAGAUUGAAAAUCUCCAUUGGGUUGAACCAAAAGAUUUGUCCACUACUUCACCAGUGAGUAAAGGUACAGAGUGUGAGUCUUCUUCAAAAGAAGUUGGGAAUGUUGCCAAGGACAAAAGUCCACAAAAAGAUGCUCCUGAAAAGGGAUCAAAACCAGCUGGCGAAGAAAAUGGAAAGAAAAAAAUACAAGAGACAUUAGAAAAAAAUCUCCAUGAAAAGGGCCACAAUGAACACAAAAAAUCCAUUUCAGAAUCAGAUGUGUCACCUCCACCAAAACCACCUCCCUACAGUUCCCAGGAGAAAAAGAAUGCAGAUUUAAAGGCAUUGUUUCCAGAUGAUGAAGACAUGACUGAUGGUUAUUUGAUGACUGAACAGCCACAAAUGCGAGAUUGGGAUCCGACAUUAUUACUUCAAGAUUUAUUUGUARACAAGAAAGAUAACGAAACAAAAGAGGAGCAAGCAGCUGCAGCUCCAGAGGAACCACCUUCCUUUGGUGUCGUGCGCAUGGCAGGAUACAUGGAUAAGUUACCCAGCACUUACAAACAGAAAAAGUCGACUGUGUUCAAAGGAUGGAAGAAGAGACAUUUUAAGGCAUUUGAUGGUCAGCUGUUUUACUUUGAGGACCAUCGAAAUCACGAGCCACUUGGCAUGGUGGACCUGGAAGGAUGUUCGGUUGUUAUCUCUGGCGAAAGAAUGUUGGAAUUAAUAGACUCUGAGGGCAAGGCAGCACUUAAAGUCAGAUGCGCAACACCAGCAGAAGCACAGGACUGGAAAGAAGCCAUAGAAGAAGAGGCAAAAACUAAAAUCACUCAAAAUGUAGAAUGUACCGACUCCUCUCCGGAGGGCUCAGUGAUUGUGAUAGAUCUUGGCUCUAGUUCUGUUAAGGCAGGAUUUGCAAGCGAAGAAGCUUGGCCCCAAGUAGUAUUCCCUUGUGUAUGUGCUGAACUCAAGGAGGAUGAGUCAGACUGUGUGUAUGGUUUUGACGCACUGGUACCUGAAAGAAGAAAGAAGUCAAUUCUACGCUUUCCUCUGCGAAGAUCUCUAAAGAUUGACAAGCUCAAGUUCUCCCCAUCUGCGUUGACUGGUAUUCUAGAGCAUGUCUUUAGCAUGCUGAAGGUGAAUCCUGCCAAGCACAAGGUGAUAAUGACUUUACCUCAAAAUACCAGCCUCAAUGAAAAGGGUGAGCUCGUGGAUAUCCUAUUAGGAUUCUUCGGGGUUGAGGCGUGCUACCUUCAACAUCAAUCAAUACUGGCCCUGUACUCUUACAGCGCCGUGUCUGGAAUUAUCGUGGACAUUGGAGAUCAUAUUGACGUGAUUCCUGUUGUGGAAGGAUGUGUUAUUGAGGCUGGUGCAUCCAGGUUACCAUAUGGUGGCCGACAGAUCACAGAUAUGCUGGCUAGACUACUAACGGAAAAAGGCCAUAGGUUCUUCGCUGAAGUCGAAUCCUAUAUCACGCGAUACAUUAAAGAAAAGGCUUGUUACGUGUCCGAAAGUAAAACCAGUGACGAUGAAGACAUGCCAUGCCACCCGAUUGAUGUCAUGUUGGCCAAGUAUAACAUUCCUGAUGGAACAAAGAAGGUGACGUUCGAUACUGCGAGAUACCGCUGUACAGAAGGAUUGUUCAAGCCUCACGUUUGGGGCAAGGAUCAUCCGGGUAUUCAGGACCUCACAUACAAGGCCAUUAUGGCAUGUAGUAUGGAUGUCCGUAAACAAAUGUGUCGGAGCAUCUAUCUGAGUGGCGGUGGAUCUAUGUUACCAGGUUUUCCUGAAAGACUCCAGACAGAAGUGAGUGCACUCUUACCACCCCACAACAUUGUCCAGGUCCAUGCAGGUACAGAUCGUCAUUAUUCAGCCUUCAUUGGUGCAUCAGUGGUGGCCAAUCUACCUCUGUUCGAGGAGCACUGCAUCACGCAAGACGAUUGGAAUGACAUUGGAGUCGAUGCCCUGGAAAAAUGGGAGAACCUAUAGUUCAGCCGAUAAUUAUUUACUUCAAUUUUAGAAUUAAUGAAUUUUAGAUUUUGUAAGUCAUCCGCUCCGCUAUUUACUGGCGGUACUGAGGACGGUACUGUCAUCUUUGCCGUUCGCGCCACAUUUACCGACGAGCUUUUCACUCGGUGUAUAAAUUAUACCAUCAUACAAAGCUGGCGGUAAUUUUGGCGCGAAACGCAAAACGCAUUCCUUCAAAUUAAGGAAGAAAAAUAAUAGUUUAAAAAUGCCAGAGAGAUGGAAAGAUGUCGUUAGAGUCAGGAAAACACAGAGAAAGAAGAUAGUCACAGGUUAUGAGUCAGUGCUUUCCAGGUCAGAUGUACGGGAAAUUGUGUGAGCUUAUAGUAAAUGUAUUUACUUUGCAACUUGCCUGCUUGCCUGCUUGCCUGCUUGCCUGCUUGCCUGCUUGCCUGCUUGCCUGCUUGCCUCGUUGUUUUUCGUUUUCAGUCGUUCCUGUUCGAUAAAUUUUGAUCUCUGAUUUUCGUUGAACUUACAAAAUAAUGCCGGUUUCCCACGUUCGUGUGGCCUACAGAAGUUGAAGCAAUCCUUAAUUCGGGAUACCUUUGCUUUUCCAUAGACUGUUCCCGUUGGCAAACCGUUACAUCAUUAAGCGCGCGUGCAUCAAGAGUUGAUCUUCACUUUAGCUAAUCUCGAUGAUCGUCUGUGUAGACGAAUAGCAAUCUUGAAUAACGAUGAGUAACUCAUGAUGCCUUUAUUUGUGACUUGAAUUAUUUCGUGGUCGUAAUAACCAACUUUUAGCAAAUAAUAAUAUAAUAAUAAUAAUAAUAUGUCUAAUUAGUUUUUCGAAAGAAAAAGCAGAACAAUCCAUUUAUUCCUCCACUCGUUUACUCAUGUUAAAAAAGCAAUCCUUGUUUCAUUUUUAUCAAUAUUUUAUGCGAAGAACUGAAAUAUUCUUAAUAAAACAACAGCAAGACCUUGGUCGACAACCGAAGUCUGUUAUCGUUUCCAUUCA
This is a messenger RNA of Actinia tenebrosa (Australian red waratah sea anemone), 3664 nucleotides long. RefSeq lists its product as uncharacterized. The record is from RefSeq and is a predicted model, not a curated record. NCBI's taxonomy places the organism in Eukaryota, Metazoa, Cnidaria, Anthozoa, Actiniaria, Actiniidae.